Priceomyces carsonii is the source of this 2736-nucleotide messenger RNA. RefSeq lists its product as uncharacterized. The transcript has a single exon. Lineage: Eukaryota; Fungi; Ascomycota; Pichiomycetes; Serinales; Debaryomycetaceae. The record is from RefSeq and is a predicted model, not a curated record. Gene Ontology annotation, molecular function: protein binding; mRNA binding. Bases 1 to 2736 code for a protein of 911 amino acids.
AUGAUAAAUAAAGGUCUACUUCCUCGUACAUUUGAUCCAUUCCUUGACGAGAACAUGAUAUUUUUGAGAAGGGCUUCGGCCCGACUAAGAGGACCUGCUAAAAUAUACAAGCAGAUACCUCCAAGGGUGUGUCCUCACUGCCUUAUUCAAUCAAGAUAUAAAAGUUGGAUAAAUCCAUUGGGUAGAUAUGAUAUUAAGAAUGAGCCAUCGAUAGCCAAAAAUAUGAUAAUAGAAGAGCCAGAGACGAUGAGAAAUACAAAACAUGAAGAUUAUGUUCUGCAAAUUAAGCAUUAUUUAAAGUCGACUGAUGUGCCCACAAAACUUAGACUGAAGAUAUUAAGAAGUAAUUUAUCCGAUCUCAUUAAAAGUUCGCCAGACACCAACUUCACUCCUGAUAUUAUUCUAUUGUUAAACAAAGUCUUUUUAGAACUUUAUGAAAUUAACGAUCGUCAAAUCAAUGACAACUUACUAAUGUAUGAUGAUUGUUUAUUAUUGUUUGAAAAGUCAUUAAAUGCAUCACGAGCUCAGUCCCAGAAUAAAACUCAGUUAUCUCAAUAUAUGGGUAUGUUGUCACAAUAUUUUUUGGCUAAGGGAAAGAAUGAAGUGCCCACGAAGGUCUUGCUUCAUAUUCUUGACCUAGCUUCUCUUGUUAGACACGGUAGCUUCAAAAAGUCAUUGACUAUUCUUUUGCGUUCGAAUAUAAUAAGUGAGACCUUCACCGAAUACUUAUUUGAUCACUACGAAACAAAAGGCACUGUCAACUUGCAGUUCUAUGAAGAUAUUCUUUCGGCGUCGAAGGCCAGUGGAAACUCUACGCUUCUCAAUGACACAUUCUAUAAAAGUUACAUCACCCAUAUUGAAAAUACUUUUCAAGAUUCUUACCCUGAAGUUCAUGAAUAUAAACUCUUUGAAAGAAGUAUAGACAGGAUCGAUUUAUUAACCAAUUCUCAGAUUAUUAAUCUGAUUGAAUUCGAAAAAGUUUCCAUCAACAUACUUUUGCAAAUAUUAAAACUUAUUUCCGAAAUUUCUUCAGUAAAAAGUAGUGAUGCCUCAACGAAAAGUAUGCAAAAGAUCUUGAAUUAUCUAACCAUAGGAAACUACCUGGCUAAAUUGAAACUGGUUGAACAAGUACUCUGCCAACAAGAUUUUGAUGAUGAUACAUUAGUUGAAUCCUUACUUGUGGCUGCGUCGUCACUUUCUUAUAGUAAAUUUUCUUUUGACAUCGUUUCUUUUGUGAAGACAGAUAGCAUAAGGUUCCCUGAACCCUUAAGUAUCCCAUACCUAAUUUUUCAACUGUGCCUCUCUGAAAGAACGGAAGCGGAUAGAUUCAAUAUAGUAAAAGAGGAACUCGAUAAAAGUGGUAUCAUAGCCGUCUCUAACACGGAGGAGUAUUUGAAUAAAAUUCUAAAAUUACUGCUCGCCAGUGGAUCGAUCUUACCAAAUGGGCCCUUUAUUCAAGGCUUAAUUAGUUAUUUUGAAAGACAUUUUGGGGUUGAACGCUCAGUCUUCUCUUACAAAUACCAGAUUGAUGCAGCUAUUAAACUAAAAGAUCAUAAACUAGCCUUAGAGUUGUUCGAUGAAAGCUUGAGAAGUUCUUGGGUAGCUGAAAUGCAGCCUACUUUGGCCCUUACUUUGAAUAAUCUUAUCAUUUUGUUGUGUCUCAAUAUAAGAAGUAUUGAUGAUAUAUUUCCUAUUUUUACGAGAAUUAAACAGCAGAUGGUAAACACUACUUGCAAUAUACGGGCCAUAAAAGCAUUAUCGGAAAAAAUGCUUGAAUCAGAAUAUGUUGGUGAUUUGAUUGAGUUUUUAAAGCGGGAAUUACCUCCAAUUAAGAAGGAUGAUAGAGUGAAGCUUCCGAUAGAUAAAGAGUUUGGUAAAGAUUAUAGAGAGCUUUUCGAUAUCUUACAUUCUUUCGUUAUAACAUAUACCAACGAAGACUCGUAUGAGACUAAUUGGGUCUUGUAUGGGGAGCUUCACAAGUAUUUCAAUGCGCCACCCGAGUCUUAUCUUCCAGCAAUGAAAUUUUUUUGCGAUCAUGAUAGAUUGAAUGCAUCACUACUCAUAUUUCGCCAAAUGAGAAUGUUAAAUGAAUUACAUGGUGACGUCCAGCACUUCCCACCGCUGAGAGAAAUAUAUAUGUACUUGUUUCAAACAUUUGGAGACAAAUUCUAUCAAGAUGGUGUUGAGGAAAUACAUGAGAGUUUGAAAAUGGACUUAUCGCUACAGAGGCAAGAUAUAGACUUACAGAAUUGUGUUUUAAAUGCCUAUUCGAAUUUACAAGAAGUAGGAAAGGCCAAAGACCUUUUCUUGACUAUUUCUUCGAAUUCAAAACAGUUUGGUGGAAUUAAUGAGGAUACUAUUAUUAUUAUGAUCAAAACUUACACUUACAGUGACAUGAUGUAUGUUGAGAAGUUUUGGAAUAACUUGUCAAAAUACAACAUAGUUCCAAAUUACCUUAUAUUUCGCCAAUAUUUAAUUGCUCAUGUAUACCAUGGACUAGUGGAUGAUGCCUUCCAGUUGGUUGAUGAAAUGAAAGAUUACGAUUUCGAAUUCACCGAAGAUACGAUGGUUACUUUAUAUAACUAUUGUUUGGAGAAGGAUAAACAAGAAAGGAUUGCGAAAUGGGCUCAAGAGAAUCAUAGAGAGUUGUGGGAUAAAGCCAUUUCCUCAGGUUCCUUGCGCAUGGCUGGUGAUUAUAUGCCACUGAACAACUUGAUUGCUGAAAGUUCGUCAUGA